Xyrichtys novacula (pearly razorfish) is the source of this 1814-nucleotide messenger RNA. The record is from the annotation of a GenBank genome assembly. Lineage: Eukaryota; Metazoa; Chordata; Actinopteri; Labriformes; Labridae.
AUGGUUCCUGUUAGAAAACGUCCUGCUGCAAGCCUCAUCACUCUACGAGAAAACCCUUACUGGACGUCUGCAGAGCUGGAACACGCAGGACCAUGUAAGUGGAUAGUGUAAUAAUGCAAAGAUCCGUAUCCUGCAAAGCGACACAAAACCAGAAGCUGUGGAUGCUUGCAGACACCAGAUAUGACUGGAAUAACUGUUGUGGUUAGGUAUUUAAAUAUGCCCCUGGGUGCCCAUUUUCAGCUUUGGGACAUGUAAACAUAGGCUAUACAGGCAGAGCUGGCUACUAAAAAUACAUCUCCUCUAAGAAAGAAAUGUGUCAAAAUCUAUUUUCCAGAUAUAAAAAUCACCAAAAGUCCUCCUGGGGUUCUUGUUUUUGAAAGAUCAACAGAUUAUCAUCUGUGGAAAUAGUCCCUUUGGCUCUGUUUUUGUGAUCAGUUACAGGAGAGAAAUCCUACACCAUCAUCAUAAUAGCAGGCCCUGUUGUGGCUACUGCCUUGCUCAAAGGCAUCAUACAGUGCUUAAAAUUUCCACCGACCCAAGAAAUAGUCCACAGUAUACUGGCCCACUUUCUACACAGCGUGGUGUUUCCUAGUAAGUGGUUUAGUCCUCUCUCCAAAAUAAAGUGUAUUCCCUGUAAAAUGGAAAUCCUGGGGAGGAAACCACUGACUAACUGCGAUUAAAUAUUUCCAUAAGACAUCCUGAGCCUACUCAAAUCUGUUACCUAACCUCCCCCAAAUGUCUCUGCAUAUACUUUAAUAAAGACUCUACUCAUUUUAACCCAUGGCCAUGAAUGGUGAUCAAUAAUCAAUAGAAGAAACUGCAUCAUCAUCAUGCGUAACUGAUUUUGUGAUGGCAUUGUAGUUCCUCUCUCAUGGUCUUCUACAUCCCCAAAAAGCAACCGGCUCAUGCAUGCAAGGUGCAGAUGCAGGGUGCACCCAUCUUUAGAGAGAACCAGACGCUUACCCGGCAGGAGCUCAUUUCUUUACAUGUUUUCAUACAAGAUGAGAGAAACAACAAAAAAACAAAAGCUGUCACUUACAUUCAUCUGACCCACUCUGCAGCUCUGGAUGUGCGCUCUGGAUCUCCCCCUCCAACACUGAUUAGUAUGCAAACGGGUUUUCAAUUCUCCCCCUCAAUGACAGACAAUCCACCGGGACAAAAAUCUUGAAUGGAGCCUUGCUGGCUGGUUGGAAAGAGCUUCUUUUUUUCUUUUUACAUAAUAUCCACUUAAAUGACAGUCGAGUCAAUUCCGCCAGUUUUCGAAUCCGGUACUCCUCUGGUGAAGGGUCCUAUUUCGGCGUCCCCGUGUCAGGUGAGCGCGGCGCGCCUGAAUCAGCUGGAAAGCUCUCCGGUUCUUUAGCUGUCUGUUGGGGGGUAAAAGCUGUCGUUUCUAACCCUGCAGUGCUCUGCUCCCUCUCUCGUUGAUCUUAAACGCUUCUCUCCUCUUUUUCUCCCUCUCAGCAUCCAGUCACUCAGAUACGCUGCGUGUGUAUGUGUGUGUAUGUGUGCAGAUACAGAGCCGCUUCAGGGAACUGUGCACCUCCACGACUGAAAGCCGACUCCUCCGCCACAAGGCCCAGCCCCCCCUCUACUCUCCUCCUCCUCCUCCCCUCAACGACUUGGGUUGCUAAUUUAUUCGGGUAGCUAACACAAAAGGGGGGACAGAGGAGAGGCAGGCUGUGGAGUACAGUGAGGAGUUAGAGGAGACUGGUGGGGAGGCUGCAGAGAAGACUUUGGUGCCCCCCAGCUCCCUUCAGUGGAACUUUUCUUUGAGACAAAGGAGCGCAGCAUCCACCAUCAAAGGAGGAGUUUAG